Molecule: messenger RNA, 1011 nt
Organism: Arachis duranensis
Lineage: Eukaryota; Viridiplantae; Streptophyta; Magnoliopsida; Fabales; Fabaceae
Exons: 3
Coding region: 16-942 (308 amino acids)
Source: RefSeq, a predicted model, not a curated record
GGUGAUGAUCAAAAAAUGAAGAAGGUUAUGCAUAAUCAUGGAUCAUCAUCAACAAGGCCAAGAAUUAUGGAACUUGAAGAAUUGUAUCAAGGAAUCCCAGAUGAAUCUGUUAACCUCACAUUUCAAGACUUAGCCAAUGUUCAUCAUAAUAAUAGUGUAUCACCAGAAAAGAGAUCAAAUUCCAUAAUUACCCCUACUACUACUAACCCUUUUGUUUCACCCAAUUCUUCUCCUCCUAUGUCCAAAUUACCUAGCCUUGAUUUCAGCAAAGGGUUGCAAGCCACCAACAGCAACAAUCAUCAUCAUCAUCUUGGUGAUGAUGAUUCAUCUUCAUGGGGUCAUUUUGGACAUCAUCAUCAUCAGCAGCAUCAUGAUAUUGAAGUUGGUGAUCAUAGAGUAGUGCAUAAGAAUAAUGGUCAUCAUCAUCACCAUCAUAAUCAUGAUGAGUUUAGCCAUGCAAGUGAUUAUAGCAGCAUGAUGAUGAGUGGUGUUAGUGGUUCAGGAAAAGGUGGUGGUGGAAGGAGGAGACCUGGGAUUCCUCACUCCAAGAUUUGCACUGUUUGUAGUAAUUAUAUCUACAUUCUAAGGACUAGAUGCUUGGUAUGUGGCAGAGUUUACUGUAGGCAAUGUGUUGAAAUUGGGAUGGGAGAGAUGACUGAAGGAAGAAAGUGUAUCGAGUGUCUUGGAUUAAGAUUUAGCCAAAGGUACAUAGAAAGGGCAGGGAUGUUAGGGUGCUGCAGUUGGAGGUAUCCAACCACAUUGAAGCAAACUGAACUGAAAUGGGCUGAGAAAGGACCAAGGAGGAGUGGUCAAAGAGGGUAUAGUCACCACCAUGGCUUGCCACCUUCAAGAACACCUACACCUACUCAUAGCAAUGAACCAUCUUUUGUUAUGUCUGCCUCUUAUUCCCCUUUCUCUUCUCAUCACCACCUUCCCCUUUAAUUUAAUUUAAACACCCAACAAUUUCAAACAUCACUACUAUACUCUACUCCCUUCUUUUCGUUUUUAUUG